AUGACAGAACGUGUCUCUGAAUCAUCUGCUCCCCGAUUCAGCGAAUAUCGGGCUCGAUUGACCAAGGCGCUGGAAGACGAAAGUUCGACAGAGGAAAGUACUUGUCAGGAAGAUGCGAUCACACGCCGACAUAAAUCGUCCACCGUGAAAAAGACGAAAAGAGAUGGUAAACGAGCUGACAGGGGUGGUGAAUCUGGAAACAGCGGCGGACGCGAUACUUAA
Molecule: messenger RNA, 222 nt
Organism: Penicillium manginii
Lineage: Eukaryota; Fungi; Ascomycota; Eurotiomycetes; Eurotiales; Aspergillaceae
Exons: 1
Coding region: 1-222 (73 amino acids)
Source: RefSeq, a predicted model, not a curated record